Entamoeba invadens IP1 is the source of this 249-nucleotide messenger RNA. RefSeq lists its product as hypothetical. Lineage: Eukaryota; Evosea; Mastigamoebida; Endamoebidae. The transcript has a single exon. The record is from RefSeq and is a predicted model, not a curated record. The annotation marks the transcript as partial.
GAUGGGGAGAAACCAAAGAAGUACACAAAAAAGGAUAAGCUCUACAGUUUUAAAAUAUAUAGCAACGAAAAUUCCGAAUGGGUGUGUGGUACACACUGUGGAUUUUACAUUGGGUCUGUGAGAAAUUCGUUUAUUUCAAAUAAAAUGGAUAUGUUCUAUGACAAUGUUGAAAACGUGGACGAAAUUGUCGGGACACAUUUUCCAAGCACUUUCUCAGUCGAGCACAUCGUCGCGUUGCAGUGGGCGUAG